AUGAAGGCCUGCAGCCCGGUGCGGCCGGUGCGGAAGGGCGGCCUCCCGGACCACAGCCUGGGCAUCGCCCGCAGCAAGACGCCGGGGGACGACCCGCUGCGCCUGCUCUACAGCAUGAACGCCUGCUACUCCAGGCUCAAGGAGCUGGUGCCCAGCAUCCCGCAGGGCCGCCGGGUGAGCAGGAUGGAGAUCCUGCAGCACGUCAUCGACUACAUCCUGGACCUGCAGCUCGCCCUGGACGCGCACCCCGCCAUCGCCAGCCUGCACCGCCCGCGGCCCGGCCCCAGCGCCGCCCGGGCGCCGCUGACCGCGCUCAACACGGACAUCAGCGUCCUGUCCCUGCAGGCCGCCGCGCCCCCCGCCCAGUUCCCGGCCGCCGACGGCGAGGCGCUCUGUGGCUGA
Messenger RNA from Pipistrellus nathusii (Nathusius's pipistrelle), 402 nucleotides. The record is from the annotation of a GenBank genome assembly. NCBI's taxonomy places the organism in Eukaryota, Metazoa, Chordata, Mammalia, Chiroptera, Vespertilionidae.